Uloborus diversus is the source of this 1951-nucleotide messenger RNA. RefSeq names its product XK-related protein 4-like. Bases 60 to 1364 code for a protein of 434 amino acids. The record is from RefSeq and is a predicted model, not a curated record. Lineage: Eukaryota; Metazoa; Arthropoda; Arachnida; Araneae; Uloboridae. Gene Ontology annotation, cellular component: plasma membrane. The transcript has 5 exons. Gene Ontology annotation, biological process: apoptotic process involved in development; engulfment of apoptotic cell; phosphatidylserine exposure on apoptotic cell surface.
CUACACCUCUUGUUUUAGGUUAGAUUUUGAUAGCAAGAUUAAAUGAUUCGGGUGUUUACAUGAAGCAGUUGGGUCCCCGUCGGCAUCUGCUAGCCCGACCCCAAGGGGCGGAGCUAGAAGUGAGUGGAGACCACCCGGACCGCCCUUCCUUCUCCCAGGUCGAGAAGGAUCUCUUGAAAGAAGACGAAGAGGAUCCCGUGACCCUUCUAUCCCUACUCAUGUCCGCCGUCUCUCUUUUCUCCUACACCAACGACAUCGUGUCUUCGGCUGUCGUCUGUUACAUGCUCUAUGGCAAGUGGUGGUGGUGGGUCAGCCUCGUCCCUCUUUGCCUGUCUUUGUUGGUGGUGAACAUUUUCAGCAUUCGAUGGUACAUCCACGAUUUGUACGAGCAAAAGGAUCAUCUGCUGCCAGCAUCUGGUUCGCACUGGAUAAUUAGGCUGACGUUCCACGUGACGCUUCUUGGUCCAAUCAUUCGGUAUGCGGAGUUGUUCCUGUAUGGGCUCCACGCAGUCGACAAGAAGGACCCGAACCGAGAACAGUUCGUGCUGUUGUUUCUGCAGGAGGACCGUGACACUGCCCUUCUUAGUCUGGUGGGCAGCUUCAUCAAAUCUUCACCGCUGCUCGUGCUCCAAAUGUACAUCUUGACCCAGAACAGAAUACCCAUCGACGACUCCACCACACGUGCCCAGGCAGUGAGUUUAGUGUCUUCCCUGGUUGAGUUGUCCCUGUCUCAGUGCUCUUACCACCGUGCCCUGCGCCGAUCCACACCCUUGAAACACAACAUGACCCGUCUUGGAGCAUUAGUUCAAUUCCUCAGCCACUGCUGCGUCAUAGCCUCCAGAGUGCUGGCACUGGCAGCCUUCGCCAGUGAAUACCGCAGCUGGAUGCUGGUCGUUGUUGCUUGCCACUGGCUCCUCAUGAGCUUCUGGUUGGUCGUCCAAAGCACGGACGUCUGUGCGACGGCCACGGGACGUCCGAGGCUGCUCGAGGAACUCGUCUUCAACUUUGUGGUCGGUGUCAUUUACAUCUUCUGUUUCGUGAAUGUCAAGGACGAACCCACGAGGUGGAAGUACACAUUUUAUUACUUCAUCAUCUGGAUUGAAAACAUAACCUUGUCUACUCUAUGGUUCAUUAAAGCUGAUCCGGAUCUUUGGUUCCGGAUUCCCCUGCUCUCCGUCGUGAUGGUCAGUCUCUUGGCCGGACUUCUGUUGUUGGGCGCUUACUACAAGUUUCUCCACCCCAACAAGAUCUGGCAGAAGCUCCAAGUGGUUAGAGCCGCAUAUAUCACUUCUGCAGCACAGCGGAGAAAGAGAUCUGCAUCGAUAACGGAGAGCGGAAGACUUUCUCCAAUAUCUGAUGAAUAAACCAUCUGCUGUUGCUCUUGUUUUGCGCCGUUAGCUAGCUACAAGAGGUCAAACAUUGAAUGCAACGAGAACACGAGCUCUCAUUCGUUAGAGAAAGAUCUGACAUCACCAAAAUAAACAUAGAAAUAAAAUCAAAGACGAUAUAAUGUCUUCGGUCUGUGUCCGAGAGAUUUUCGAUGAUAAGGGUUGAAUCACCGCUCGUGUAACUUUGUCCCCAGUUCCCAAUAUGCUAAUUAAAACUUUCGAUUUUUGGGGAACCGCUGUUCAUUUUCCCAACACUGUCUGGCUAUACAUUUUGGACUCUGUUACGAAUAGAAUAAACAAGCUAUUGUAAUGAAUCCAUUAUUUCGGAAAGAACAAAAUUCCCACUAACGAAACUGUUCAGUAUUCAAUAAAAAGUGUUCGUUUCAUUCGUAAAUGAACUCAAUUCUACAAGAAUUUUAAGAAUAAUCCAGCCAUGAGUAGGAUAAUUACCUCACCUUAAAUUGCGUUUCAGUUCGUUACUGAAAUUAAUUUCUUUUUUACAAAAUUUGGACUUAUGCUUCUUUUGUUAUUAAUAACUUGAAGUCCAAUUUAGAGUGAAGAAA